GCAUCAUGGAGCCCGGCGGGAUGGGGCCGGGGCCGGGGGCGGGCUCGAGUCCGGGCCGGGGCCGCUUCCGGGCCUGCGCCUGCUUCUUCACCGACAACCUGUUCGUGCCGCGCUACGGCCUCCACCUGCGCUACUCGGGGGACCCGGAGCAGCUGCGCAGGGAUCACGGGCCGGCAUUAAGACAACGUGGCUGCAGAAGCGAAGAAGAAUUUAAAGCAGUCAUCCAAGAGGUGGAAGAAGAAGUGCAGAGGAGAAAGGAAUCAGGCUGCCGGUCGAGAGAAAGAAAAGCAAUCAUUUCCCAGAGCUACACACCAAAGCACCCACAGUUGUAUGCUUUACAGGAAUCGUUUCUGGCACCAGAAUUUUUAGAAACGGUGAAAUACUGCACUUCCGAAGGUGCCAAUCUGCAAAGGGUGCUAGGCCAUGUGGAAGCCAUAUCAGAGAAGAGACUCUAUCGACUUCCGGUAUUUACCAAGGAAUUCUGUCGAGCUUUCAUUGAUGAGCUGGAGAAUUUUGAACAGUCUGAGAUGCCCAAGGGGAGGCCAAACUCUAUGAAUAACUAUGGGGUUCUCUUAGACGAACUUGGGAUGGACGAGGCUUUCAUCACGCCUCUGCGUGAGAAAUACCUGCACCCCCUCACAGCGUUGCUGUACCCGGACUGCGGCGGAGACUGCCUGGACAGCCACAAAGCGUUCGUUGUGAAGUAUGCCUUGCACGAAGACCUUGAUUUGAGCUCCCACUAUGACAACGCGGAAGUCACUCUUAAUGUCUCCCUGGGGAAAGAGUUCAGCGAGGGCAAUCUCUACUUUGCUGAAUUCAGACAGGACGCCAACCCUGUGCCAAAGUAUGUCGAGGUCGAGCACAUCCCUUUCCACGGACUGCUCCAUCGGGGAGGGCAGAUGCACGGGGCGCUGCCCAUCGCCUCCGGGGAGCGCUGGAACCUGAUCGUCUGGAUGCGGUCCUCCGCAGUCCGCAACCAGCUUUGCCCCAUGUGCAAUAGGGAGCCUGAAUUGGUGGAUGCGGAGGGAUUCGGAGAUGGAUUUACCAGGAGCCCUGAGGUGUUGCCACCUGAAACGGUGGACGUGUGCUCUUUCGUGUAGCGAAGGUGUGUGUGUGGGUCUUUGAGUUUCAAUAAAGACGUUGCCAGUGGCAGAACAA
Elgaria multicarinata webbii is the source of this 1158-nucleotide messenger RNA. It is a transcript of the gene OGFOD2, whose product is annotated as 2-oxoglutarate and iron dependent oxygenase domain containing 2. The record is from RefSeq and is a predicted model, not a curated record. NCBI's taxonomy places the organism in Eukaryota, Metazoa, Chordata, Lepidosauria, Squamata, Anguidae. The coding region runs from base 6 to 1100 and encodes 364 amino acids. Gene Ontology annotation, molecular function: L-ascorbic acid binding; iron ion binding; oxidoreductase activity, acting on paired donors, with incorporation or reduction of molecular oxygen. The transcript has 7 exons.